Messenger RNA from Cuculus canorus (common cuckoo), 2790 nucleotides. RefSeq names its product serine incorporator 4 (gene SERINC4). The transcript is spliced from 12 exons. Lineage: Eukaryota; Metazoa; Chordata; Aves; Cuculiformes; Cuculidae. Bases 626 to 2512 code for a protein of 628 amino acids. Gene Ontology annotation, cellular component: membrane. The record is from RefSeq and is a predicted model, not a curated record.
CUUGGAAAGGCAGUAUGGAAUGGCUGCGUUCUGCAGACCCCACAGCUGGAAUGUGUAAGAAAAGAAUCGCUUUAAUCAAACCCAGCCCCACCCCAGGUAGAAAAGCCAAACCCUGUGGAGACGGGGGCACCGCUUCUCUGCAUCAAAACAGGGCCCAGACCAACAGUGGGGAAGCAGCAGGGCCAGGGAGGUCCUGUGCACCAGACGGAGAUAAAAGUCUGUGAAGUCCUCCAGAAGCUGGUGUGCCGGAGCCAGGCAACAGGGCUGUUGCUGCACUCCUGCAUGGCACUGCCAGGGGUGGCUGUGGCUGGGACGGUGGUGUGGCCAGCACAGAUCAGUCCCAUCCUCCGCAGCACUGGGGCAGGCAGUGUGCACAGGGGCACGGAGGAAGGGCUCAUUGCCACAUACUGUAUCCCUUCUGUCCUGGCAGGUGCCCCUAAGUCUGUACCCUUAGGUGGUUUUCCGCUUCUUGGCCGAGGGUCUCUCAAAGACUCGGUUCUGGCAGCCCGCAGGCCGGGUAUCAGCUGCUCCCGGGGAUCCGUACCGGCAACCCUCCAAGCUGGACACCAGCGGCUCCCCAUGCUUGGUGCUGGCAGCUCCCAGGGCAGAGGGUCUCCGAUGUGUGAUGCCAGGGGACCGGGUGCCCCACCGGCAGAGACACCAGGCUGGGAAGGAGCGUGAUGGCACCCCGCAGACCUUGUGUGCCCCCCAUGCCCAAGCUGGCUGCCAUGGCCAUAUCCUGCCCAGUGAGGGGCCAGGGUCCCAGGCAGCUGUCCCCAUUGGCGGGGGUCCCUCCCUGCAGAGCUCCCCGGCGGUGCCUGCUGGAGGUGACAGUCAGCAGAUGGUGGGGCGGGCCGAGCCGACAAUCCUCCUAAUCCCAUCAGGGCAGCGGGGACAAGCGGAGCCGAGCCAGGCCAUGGCAGGCACACGGGCACACGGCCGCCUCCUGCACUCACUGCUCUGCCAGCUGUGCUGCGUCGGUGGCUGCGGCUGCUGCCGCGGGCUCCGCGUGUCCACAGGCACCCGCAUCCUCUACACGCUCCUGCAUGUCCUGGCCUCUGCCGUGUGCUGCCUCAUGCUGUCCCACACCGUGGCCCAGGCUGUCCGGGAGAAGCUGCCCUUUGCGGCGGCGCUGUGCAAACACCUGCCAGGGGGCACGGACUGUGAGCGGCUGGUGGGCUCCUCGGCCGUGUACCGCGUCUGCUUUGGCACCUCCUGCUUCCACCUGGUGCAGGCCGCCCUGCUUCUCAAUGUGCGGUCCAGCACCGACUGCCGUGCUCAGCUCCACAACAGGUUCUGGCUCCUGAAGCUGCUGGUGCUGGUGGGCCUCUGUGCCGCCAGUUUCUUCAUCCCUGAGGAUGGCUUCAUCCAAGCCUGGCACUACACAGGCGUCUGCGGGGGUUUUGCCUUCAUCCUCAUCCAGCUGGUGCUGAUCACCGCCUUUGCACACACCUGGAACAAGAACUGGCUGACGGGCGCCUCGCAGGACAAGCGUUGGUACCUGGCUGUGCUGCUGGCCACGGCUGCCUUCUACACCCUUGCCUCUGCCGCCUUCUCCUUCCUCUACAAGUACUAUACCCACCCGGCCGCCUGCCACCUCAACAAGGCACUGCUCGCUGUCAACGGCAGCCUCUGCGGCAUCAUGUCCUUCAUCUCCAUCACGCCCUGCGUGCGGCUCAAGCAGCCGCGGUCGGGGCUGCUGCAGUCCUCCAUCAUCAGCUGCUAUGUGAUGUACCUCACCUUCUCCGCGUUGUCCAGCCGUCCCCCAGAGCGAGUGUUCUACAAGGGGCAGAACCUCACAGUCUGCUUCCCGGGCAUCCGGCAGGAUGAGAUGCAGACGGAGGACACCACCGUCGCCAUCCUGGGGGCUGCCAUCAUGUAUGCCUGCGUGCUCUUCGCAUGCAAUGAAGCCUCCUACCUCGCUGAAAUCUUUGGGCCCCUCUGGAUGGUCAAAGUCUACAGCUUUGAGUUUAAAAAACCCUCCUGUUGCUUCUGCUGCCCAGAGAAGAUGAAGGGAGAGCUGAGAGGUGGGUGCUGGGCAGAGCCCACAGUAGCGCUUACCCUCGGGCAUUAUGAACCAGCCCGGGGGUGCCAGCAAGGAAGGAGUUGGGAGCUGCCAUGCUCCUGUGCUCCCCCAGGCACCGAGCAGACAGGUGAGCAAGCGGAGGAGACCGACGGGGGACAGUGCAUGGUCCAGGAUGAGCGAGAGCGGGUGGUCUACAGCUACUCAGCCUUCCACUUUGUCUUCUUCCUUGCCUCACUCUACGUCAUGAUGACCCUCACCAACUGGUUCAGCUACGAGAAUGCGGUGCUGGAGACCACCUUCACACAUGGCAGCUGGUCAACCUUCUGGGUGAAGGUGUCUUCAUGCUGGGCCUGCGUCCUGCUCUACCUGUGGCUGCUGCUGAGCCCGCUCUGCUUCCACGGCUCCCACCAGCACCAGCGCAACAGCCCAGUGCUGCGCAUUGUGCGGCGACGACGUGCCCCACAGCGCAUCAGCAUCUCCAUGUAGUCCCUGCUGGGAUGGAUUGUGCCUGAUCCUGCGUGGCAGCAGCUGGGAAUGGUCCUGCUGUGCUCAAGCCCCGCUGGCCUCCCCUGACCCACAGUCCCAGAAGAUGGUGGCAUCAGAGGGGACUCAGGAGGUGGGGGCUGCCAGGGACACUGCACCUAUGGUGAGCCGGAGCAAGUGGGUGGUGGGUACCCAGCCUGGGGCCAGCGAUGGGAGCUGGGCUCUGCCCCAGCAGCCUCCACGUCUCAGCUCACCUGCCAGUGUGGCACUUGCUGUAAAUA